UAAAAGAGUAAGUAUUGUUAUGAUUUCCGGCAAUAAAUACAAUUGUUUUAUGGUAAUGAAUGGCACAUCACCAUGUUGCGUACGGUUAUGGAAUACAUGGAGCUUAGCAGGGAAUUGAAAAGGUUAAUACAAGAUAACACUGCGGAUCCAAACCAGGAAUUGUUUGAAUGGGUAUCGACAGCUGAUAAACAAUUAAUCGUAUUAAAGGCAAAAUUAGAAAAGAAAAAUGUUGACAGAAUAUCUAUGUGCAGUAGCGAUGACGAUGAGAGCCCUAACUCUGUGGAGAAUAUCAAACGACUCAAAGAACUGCAGUAUGAAAAGAAGCGACUACUAAAUGACUUAUCAGAACAAGCAGGUAUGCGGCUGACAAACAACAACCCUGGCAUUGCAAACUUGGGAGACGAUAACAGACCCAGUAAGAUAAGUGAACGAUUCUCAGAACUAUACGACAACCACUGGACAGACGCCAUGGAAGCAUUAGAUGGACACAAAUUCCAAGAGAAAGAAAGCAUAGAAGUGUUAUUAGAUGUGUUAAAGGCUAUAUAUGAAGACUGUAAACUGCAACGAGAAAAAAGAUUAAAAUCAUUUGCAUCAUUGGUACUGGGUAUCAAGCUGGAAAAACAAGUCUCUGAAGAAAACAUAGACAUAUACCAAAAUGUGGAAAUGGGCAAAAAUGGGGAAUCAAAAACGGCAAAGAAAGAUGACAUCAGAUUGCAAUGUUCGAGAUUUUUGUCUGCAAAAGAUAUAAAUUACACACAAGAUAAACAUGUCAAGAAGAAAUUAAAGGUCAGGAACAAUAUUUUUAUUCUUAUUGCAUUUUGAUAAGCAUGUGAAUGACGUUUAAAAUUAUUACCGAAAUUUAUUCUAAUUACUAUCGACUAAAAAACUCUGGACAAUUCUCUCCCUCUAUCCCUUUGGAAAACCAAACCUUAUAACCUGCAGUAAAAUGCUCUCCCUGUGUAUACUCUAUACUCGUACGAAGUCUUGUACCUUAUUCGCCUUUACAUAGUCUAAAUGUUCUGUCUCUGCGUUAAAACCACCAUUUUUCAAUCGUGUAAAUUACACACCUCUUGAAUGUAUAUGAAAACUUUGUUUUAUUUAUAUAGAGUUGUAAGAAGUUAAAAUGAUGAUGUGUUGACAAAAUAAUAGCAGCAAGUUUUUUUGAAAAUUACAAUUACUUCAAAAACAAUAAUGUACAUUCUAACUAUGUAUAAAAUAGAUGAUACAUUGUAUAUGUACACACCAAGACAGGAAACAUGUGUUGACAAUCUCUUGUCCUCGUUUAUGACUUCCCCGAAUGCGACUCAGUUUCGGGUUUUACCGGUUAAUUAGUAAUAUGAUGGCUGCCAAUAAUGAAGAAUGAAAUACAAUCCUUCCGGAACACCUGAUUUCUUCCCCGUUUUAGUGGGGUUCGUUAUGGUUUCAGUUCUCUGUGCUGUGGACUUUUGUGUAUCUGUUCUUCUUUCUUUUCAUGCUUCUUUCUUUUGGACAUUGUAAAGAUAAGAAGAUAUGACAUGAUUGAAAAUUUGACAACUAUCCACCGGAGACAAAAUGAUGUAGAAGUGAGCAAUAUAGGUCACCAAACGGUCUUCAACAAUGAGUAUUAAUGACUUUUUUCCACCCCAUUUAUCAUGUAGAGUUAUAUCUAUCGGUAGACGUUGUUCCUAGCUGUUUCAAUCUAUAGUUGUUUGAGUUGUGUUUUAUGGCCUUUUUUGUUUUUAUUUAGUUUUACUUGUUGGCCAUGGUAUUGUCUGUUUUUCGUCGUCUUUUGAUUGCUUUUUUGCAUCCUGUCCCUCUUUUUAAUUUGCAGUCGCUUGGGAAGUGGACACCACCACCCUUUUUUUUUUUGUCAUUUUCUAGUAGCAGAUAUUUAAAAUAAAAAUAAAUGUUAUAUUUCAACCUUAUUUCUUUAUAUACCAUGUUUUUCCUACCAAAAACUGGCAGUUAUAACAUGCAUGUCCCCCAUGCAAUCGAUUUAUUUUUGUAAAUUGCUAUCAACCUCUAAAUUGCAUGGUCACUCAAAAUCAGGUAUAUUUUGUAAUAACAUUUUGUUGCAAUUGGAAUCAGAUCAUUUUCAUAAUGCCAGAAUUACUACAUGAUUACAUAUUGUACCGUAGCAAGUUAAAGUAAAUAACUCUUUAGAACGGCGACUCUCGUAUAUAUAUUCCGAAACAACGUGGAGAUACAUGUACAAGACACAAUAUUACAGAUUAUAUUCAGUAUCGAUAAUAAAUGAAAUUUUAGCGGGAGGAUUAAGAUUGGUAAAGGAUAUUACAUAAUUUAAACGGAAUCUUAAUUUCUCGAGAGUUACUAUAAAUUUAGCUUUUGCAAAGGAAAAAUAUACUUAGGUUAAGUAGAUGAAGUAAAAAUAUACUUAGGUUAAGUAGAUGAAGUAAGUGAGAUCGAUCAUAGUUCGUGUCCCAAUCAUGUUUUUGACAUGCAGUGUAAAGUUUCGAAUCAGUACUAACAUAAUUACAAUUCUUAUCGAACUAAAUUAUGUUUGAAAUUUAGUUACAUAUAGUUUUGAAAUUUUUCCUUUUGUUCAGAGAUUGUCUUUCUUAAAGUUUCUAAGAAAUAGAUGGUUUUUAUUUAUUAUUUUUUUUUUUAUUUAAGAGUAUUUACAUUCAAUCUUGCCUGCAUGUUCAUGUAAUUAUCCUCGUCCUGUACAUGCAUGAAAUAUUUGCCACUGGGCGUUAAGCAACCAACAAUCAAGCAGUCAAUCAUAUAACAAUUGAUAAAUAUAUGACACACGAAUGGAUUUCGUUUUGAUAUUACAAUUUUUAUUGAAUGAACAAAGUUUUUUUCCAAAAAAGUAUAGACGGGUUUUCAUU
Molecule: messenger RNA, 2831 nt
Organism: Mytilus californianus (California mussel)
Lineage: Eukaryota; Metazoa; Mollusca; Bivalvia; Mytilida; Mytilidae
Exons: 8
Coding region: 73-822 (249 amino acids)
Biological process (GO): mitophagy by internal vacuole formation; mitochondrial protein catabolic process
Cellular component (GO): mitochondrial outer membrane
Source: RefSeq, a predicted model, not a curated record